This is a messenger RNA of Prorocentrum cordatum, 707 nucleotides long. The record is from the annotation of a GenBank genome assembly. NCBI's taxonomy places the organism in Eukaryota, Dinophyceae, Prorocentrales, Prorocentraceae.
AGCCGCUUGGCCCCCGCGAGCGCCCAGCCCCGCCGCCGCGCGGCUCCCGCCGCUCUGGCCGCACGCCGCCGCGCGCCCGGGCCCGAGAGGGGGGGCCAUGCAGGCGCAGUGGAUGCAGUACGGCGCCGCGUGUUCCAUGGUGCCUGUGCCAACCGUCGCCGGGAUGCCAGCCGGUGACUAUGGGCAGAGCCUCGGGUGUUGCUCGCAGGCCGCCGGCUGCAGCGGCGGCUUCGCCACGGCGCCCCGACAAGUGAGCGCCAGCAGCGGCUGCGCCCCCGCGGCAAGGCAGUGGGCCGCAGGCAACCAGGUUUUUUUGGCCGCCGCGGUGGCCGCCGCAGAUGCCUGCCAGCGGCUGCAGCAGCAGCAGCAGCAGCACGCCAGCCUGGCGCGGGCGAUGGCCCAGUCUGUGGACUGCUCGCCCUCCUCGGGCUGGCCCACGGCGGCCAUGCUCGCUGCGGCGCCAGCCGAGGCUACGAGCGUCACCGCCAUCGGGGCGCUUCCCAACUGCAGCCUGUACGGCUGCGCCGGGGACGCCGUUGCCUUGGGACCAGGCUACGGCUGCGGCGUGGGAUUCCCCACGCCGGCGCCGUCCCAGGCGCCCCCGCCGCCCCCGGCGAGGCCCGCGGUGCCCGCGGGCCUGUCCUUCGGGGAGCUGGAGGCGCGCCUGAGCCGCAGCUGGGAGAGCUGGGCCAACACCGCGGAGGCGA